Poeciliopsis prolifica (blackstripe livebearer) is the source of this 2169-nucleotide messenger RNA. RefSeq names its product guanine nucleotide binding protein (G protein), alpha 14a (gene gna14a). Gene Ontology annotation, molecular function: G protein-coupled receptor binding; G-protein beta/gamma-subunit complex binding; guanyl nucleotide binding. The transcript has 8 exons. Gene Ontology annotation, cellular component: heterotrimeric G-protein complex. NCBI's taxonomy places the organism in Eukaryota, Metazoa, Chordata, Actinopteri, Cyprinodontiformes, Poeciliidae. Gene Ontology annotation, biological process: action potential; phospholipase C-activating dopamine receptor signaling pathway; adenylate cyclase-modulating G protein-coupled receptor signaling pathway. The coding region runs from base 543 to 1607 and encodes 354 amino acids. The record is from RefSeq and is a predicted model, not a curated record.
UUUGAAGCAUUUUUCCAUAAAAUUGUUUUUAGGUGAAGGCUAUUUCAUAAUCUUAAGGAUUCAGGUAUUUUUGUUCAACAUAAAUAUUGAAUUUAUUUGCUGACCAUUUUGUUAAAAGCUCUUGACACUUGCAGAGUUUUGAUGUUUGGUCUUUGGGAAUGUUAGUUUUCACCUGUUGGUUUCAUGGUAAAAAAAAUUUUAAAAAAUCAUCUUGAUUAUUACUAAUGAAUGUAUGAAACGUCACUCUUCACAUUUCGACUGAAACAAGUUUUAUAACAGCGCAUUUUAUUCCUCUCUUUCUCCAGUCUGACCCCUAGCGGCCAUUUGAGGAACUCAUUUAAGCCGCUUUCUGUGUCCUUCACCUCACUGUGGCUGUGGGGAGAAAGUCUGCUCCUCUGUGUCUCUGCAGAUGAAGUUAGGCGUUAAAGUUGCAUCUUUAACACGUGGCUCACCUCUUGCCGGGUCUCUGCUGUCACCCCCACAGCACGCGGAGCUCUCCACGCAGAGGCUGAACAGGGGCCUGCGUCUCAGUGCUGGGGAGGAUGGCCGGGUGUUGCGCGUCGGCGGAGGACCGAGAGACCAGGAGGAUCAACGACGCGAUAGAGGAGCAGCUGCGGAGGGACAAGAAGGAUUCCCGCAGGGAGCUGAAGCUGCUGCUGUUAGGCACGGGUGAGAGUGGAAAGAGCACCUUUAUCAAACAGAUGAGGAUCAUCCAUGGAGGGGGCUACACAGACGAGGACAAGAGGAGUUACGCCAAGCUGGUCUUCCAGAACAUCUACACAUCAAUGCAGACCAUGAUCCGAGCCAUGGGGCCGCUCGGCAUAUCCUUUUCUGAUCCGCAGAACCAGAACAAUGCAAACUCAGUCCUGGAGGUGGAGGUGGACAAGGUGGAGGAGUUGGAUCAGAACCUUGUUGUUGCUAUCAGGAACCUGUGGAACGACUCUGGAAUCCAGGACUGCUACGACCGGCGCAGGGAGUACCAGCUGUCCGACUCCACCAAAUACUAUCUCACCGACUUGGAUCGGAUUUCCCAGCCUUCCUACCUGCCAGACCUCCAGGAUAUCCUCAGAGUCCGAGUGCCAACAACAGGAAUUAUUGAGUAUCCCUUUGACAUGGAGAACGUCAUUUUUAGGAUGGUGGAUGUUGGAGGUCAGAGGUCGGAGAGGAGAAAGUGGAUUCACUGCUUUGAGAACGUCACCUCCAUCAUUUUCCUGGUGGCGCUUAGCGAGUACGACCAGGUCUUGGCGGAGUGCGACAACGAGAACCGCAUGGAGGAGAGCAAAGCCCUGUUCAAAACCAUCAUCACCUACCCCUGGUUCGAGAAGUCCUCUGUCAUCCUUUUCCUCAACAAGACCGACAUCCUCAAGGAGAAGAUCAUAUACUCUCACUUAGCCACCUACUUCCCUGAAUUCACAGGGCCUCAGCAGGAUCCAACAGCAGCUCAAGAAUUCAUCCUCAAGAUGUACCAAGAACAAAAUCCCAACAAAGACAAGAAGCUGUACUCCCACUUCACCUGCGCCACGGACACCGAAAACAUCCGCUUCGUCUUUGUGGCCGUGAAAGACACCAUCCUCACAGCCAAUCUGAAGGACUUCAACCUGGUGUAACUACCACUAAAGAAAUUAGUGAAAUUAAAGGAAAUGCAACUGUUCACCCAUAUCUCACGUAAAAGAUGUUCUGGAUCAAAUAUUAUCCCAAAAACACAAGAUCCAAUUUAGCAGAGCUAAUGUCCUAAACAGGCAGAAUGUCCUAAACAAUGAUUUGUGUAGGACAUUCUGCCUGAACCGUAAUUUUGCAUAGAUGAAGUUUAUCUUUUCUUUUCGGGUCUGCUGUAUAGGCUACGUUAAAGCUGUAGUAAGAAUGUGAAUGCUAGAGAGGAAACUAGCCGACUUACCCGAUGUGUGAAUAAUAUUCUUUAAAAAUAUAAAUCAAAAUGAUAUAAGACGGAAUAUAUUCCCAUUUAGUUUCUUUAGGCACAGAUUUUGCUGCAAGAGGCUAACGUACUCAGAACGUUUAUCUUUUUUAGGUGUACAUAAUCUGUGAUGUACUUAUAGGAAAUUUGCCUGUUUGUUUAAGUAGCAAUGGAAAUAUUAUUUGUUGGAUACUGUUGUAAAAACCGAGAAGUAGAAACAUGUUCUUGGUACUAUAGAUGAAUAAAGAUGGCACUGA